CACUGGGGCCGGCUGGACAGUGGCAGCGCCGCAGCCAGUUUCUUCUGUGCGUCUGGAAGGGUUUUUUGUUUCAUAUCCAAGCUCCCAAAACGAUUCAUUUUUAAAGAGAAAAAUAAAACAAGAAAAAAAAAUAAUCAUUCCUUCCUCCCUCCUUCCUUCUGUCCGAAACUGAAAGCCGCCCCGGGUUUUGGGCAGGUCAGUAUCACACAGGAGGCGGCGGCGACGACGACGGCUCCAAGAUGUCGCAUUUCGUCGAUAAUUUCUGGGGGGAAAAGAACAAUGGCUUUGAUGUCCUUUAUCAUAAUAUGAAACAUGGUCAAACAUCGACAAAAGACUUGGCAGACUUCAUAAGAGAAAGUGUAACAAUAGAAGAUAUUUAUUCAAGGUCUAUGACCAAAUUAGCCAAAACAACAAGCAACUACAGUCAGCUUGGGACAUUUGCACCAGUAUGGGAUGUUUUAAAAUUGUCAACUGAGAAACUAGCCAGUAGCCAUUUAGAUCUAGUACGAAAACUGCAAGAAUUAAUUAAAGAAGUACAAAAGUAUGGCGAUGAGCAGACCAAGGCACAUAAAAAGACAAAAGAAGAAGUGGCAGGGACCCUGGAUGCUGUACAGAACAUUCAGAGCAUCACUCAAUCACUGCAGAAAUCUAAAGAAAACUACAGUGUCAAGUGUGUAGAAUAUGAAAGGUUAAAAAAAGAAGGGGCAACACAAAAAGAAAUAGAAAAGGCAGUUGUAAAAUCUAAAAAAGCUACAGAAACCUAUAAACUAUAUGUGGAAAAAUAUGCUGCUGCCAGAACAGAUUUUGAACAGAGAAUGACAGAAACUGCUCGGAAAUUUCAGGAAAUUGAAGAAGCUCAUCUUAGGCACAUGAAAGAAAUAUUGAGUUCUUUUGCACAAUCAAUAGAAGAAACUCACAUACAGAUUGGCCAGGUGCAUGAAGAGUUAGUACAGAACAUGGAGAGCACUACAGUUGAAAGCUUAAUACAGAAGUUUGCUGAAACAAAAGGCACUGGCAAAGACAGACCUGGAUCUGUCGAAUUUGAAGAAUGUAAUGUAGCCAAUGCUCUAGAAGGGGUGAAAAAGUCAAGGAGGAAAGCUUUUGGAAUUCCAGCACGGAUAAGAAAAGAGAAAGAUACAGAUUCAAUGGAAUCUCCAGAUGCUGAUUCAGUUAACAUCCCAGAGGUGGAUGAAGAAGGAUACUGUAUCAAGCCAGAAGUGAAUCAAAUUAAUGCCAAAGAGAACAAUUUUUACUCAUCAAGUGAUUCAGGCUCUGAUGAUGAAGAACCCAGGAAGUUCCAUGUGCAAAUCAAACCUGUGCAACCAAACAAUGGUACUAGCCACACAUUGGAAGAACUGAAAGCAUCCAUUGGGAAUAUUACACUUUCUCCCUCCCCAUCUAGGCAUAGUCCGAAUGCAAUGAAAAGAAAUUCAUCUAGUGAAGAGCUGGUUCGAUCAAGAUCCUGUGUUCCAUCACCCGAUGCCAAAAGGGUCAAUAAUGACCUGUUUUCACUGGAUCCAUUGUUUGGACCUCCACUUGAUUCCUCGUCUUCAUCCACAUCAACAACUUCAUCAGCUUUUCCUUUCCUUCCAGUCAGUAAUACUUCUGAGGUACACACGGUGCUUGCUUCAGCUGAAAUAACUUGGCAUGAAGGGAGCUCAACUUUCUCAAGUCCUAUUUCACCAUGGGGUGUAGAAUAUGAGUCCACAGUGAAGCACCAGCCAAUCUGUGAGUCUAAGAAUUCUAGUCCUGGCUCAGGUUUUAGUGUAGCAGCAAUUUUAGAGGCCUUAAAUGGUCCUUCUCAUAUUCCUACUUCACGGACCCAGUGGAUUUCGUUUAAUGAUGAACUAAAUCCAAGAAAACCUUUAAACUCAGAGCUGAAGGGACCACCACAAACUAAAACUUCACCAAACUCCAAUCCUCCUGUGGCCUCUUUUCAAGUGUCGUCUUCCAGCAGCACUUUUGAUGACCAAAGUGACCUUCAGAGUGAUUUUACGGGCAACAAGAAAUUACCUAUUGAAGAGAAUGACACUGGAUCAGAAUGCUUUUCCUUUCCUGCAGCUCAACCAGUGGAUGUUAGUUUAACACCUAUGGUUACUCGUUUAAAUAAUGUAACACCCCCAGCAAGACCUACCACCCCUCUUAAUACAAGUAUGAUUGUGCCACCACCACGUCCAGCUUCCAGACCAAAGCUUUCGGCGGGAAAACUAGGUGGAAUUAAUGAAAUAUCCAGAUCAUUCAGUCCUACAUCAAUGUCAUCUACCAGUCCACCUCCUGUAGCUCCACUGGCACGUGCUGAAAGUACAUCCUCAAUUGGGUCAUCAGCUUCUUUAAGUACAGCAACAACGCCAACCAUUGGCACUUCUCGUGGACCCAGUCCGAUAAGCCUUGGGACACAAGACUCCUUACCAGUUGCAACUGCUUUCACAGAGUCAGUUAAUGCUUAUUUCAAAGGAGCAGACCCAUCAAAAUGCAUAGUCAAAAUCACUGGUGAUAUGACCAUGUCCUUUCCAAGUGGAAUAAUUAAAAUCUUUACCAGCAAUCCAUCACCAGCAGUGCUUAGCUUCCGAAUACGGAACACCAGCAAAUUUGAGCAAAUCCUCCCAAAUGCACAGCUUGUGUAUAGUGAUCCAUCACAGAAUGACUCAAACACAAAAGACUUUUGGAUGAACAUGCAAACUCUCACUGCCUACCUCAAGAAACUGGCUGAACAGAAUCCAUCUUCUUCCUAUUAUAAUGUGGAUAUCCUGAAAUAUCAGGUAUCCUCCAAUGGUAUUCAGUCAACGCCACUAAACUUAGCUACCUACUGGAAGUGCAGUCUUACCACUACAGAUAUUCGAGUGGACUACAAAUACAACCCAGAAGCUAUGGUUUCUCCCUCUGUACUAUCAAAUGUCCAAAUUUUAAUGCCAGUAGAUGGUGGAGUUACCUACAUGCAGUCACUGCCUACUGCUAUCUGGAAUGCAGAACAGAAGAAGGCCUUAUGGAAGCUGUCUGAAAUUUCAGAGAAAUCUGAAAAUGGAGGUUCUGGAUCCCUCAGAGCAAAAUUUGACCUGUCAGAAGGUCCAACCAAACCAUCAACUCUUGCAGUCCACUUUCUUAGUGAAGGAUCCACACUGUCAGGAGCAGAUGUGGAGCUUGUAGGCACUGGUUAUAGACUUUCCUUAAUAAAGAAGAGAUUUGCUGCAGGCCGGUACAUGGCAGACUGCUGACAGUUCCAUCGGUAAAUUUUGUCUUUGUGAAGGACAAGUUCACUAUCAGGCGUUUAUUUUGAUGGUACAUUUAUACUUGCCUUCCAGUUCCAAACAGUACGGCAUUCAGAAGUAAAAGAUGGACAAUAAGAGUAUUUUCAAGGAAAUGAAAAUUUUAAAAUCUAAAUUCUGCCUUUGCCUUUUUUUGGUAAUUGAGUUGUGAGGAAAAUCCAUACUACGCAAUGUAAACAUGCACUUUCUUUUAGAAAAAAGUCAUUUUGGGGGAGAUUAAGUUGUAUUUUUAUUACGUUAAAUUAGCACUGAUGUGAUUUUCAACACUGUUUAAUUUUUUUUGAAACCUGCAAUAUUCAGGAAAUAUAAAGUAAAUAUCUUUGAAUACAUGAUUUUAUUUAGACUUUAAUGAAGUCCAACAAGUGAUCAGUCGUUAUGCUGAAAUAUGUAAAAAUGUAUAAUGUAUAUCAAACACAUAUAAAUAUAUACGAUAGAAGAACCAGCAUUAACCCAUUUGCCUUCACUGUGCUUCUGUACUAUUCUGUAAACAGAUAUAGUUUUACAAAUUACAAAGUUUUGCUGAUUGUAAGAUUAGGUCUUGCAACAAAAAUGCUAAAAAUCAAUGACAAAUCUACAAGUUGCAGAAAUUUGUAUCAGUUAAUAUGAACUGUUUUACAGCCUUUCUGAUUCUAUGUUGUAUUCUUGUGUCAUAAAAGCAGGUAUUUUUCUGAAGGGUGGUACCAUAGACAUCAUUAAAAAAAAAUUCAAACUGAAAUGUUAGGUUUCGGUUAUGGUGUAAAUGGAGGAUAUUUCACUAAUGAUGGUGAAUUAUAGCAGUUGUUAUAUAAGUGGUGAGUACCCCUUAACAAACAAGCAUUAUUGGGAUUUGUGGAAUGAAAAACCACCUGGACGUAAUGUUCUAUGGGCACACAGCUCUUGGUAGUCUUCAAAUUAAUUCUGGAACAUUGCUGCAGACUGUUAAGUUAUUUGUGAAUAUGGAUUGUUACUGUACAUCAAAUUGUCAACUCGUGGGCUAUUAAGUUUUAAGUUGUUAUACGUAUGUGGAUAGAAUAAAGCCAAGAUAUUAUAUCAAUGACAGGUGCAAAAAAUCUUUCAUAAAUAUGAAAAGGCUCACAAUGUCACAAGCAGUACAGGAAAGUAGUGAGUUAGGAACAAUCUGCUCUAUUCAUUAUAAGGUGAAGAAUACUAGGUUGCUUUUAUUUACAGUGCAAUUAAUGGUCACCUGUACAAUGGAAUUAUCACUAAUCCCUGUAAAAUUAGCUACCAUUUAUUUGGGACCCAGUGCCAUUUCCUUUGUCCACUCAGUGCAUUCUCUUACUGUGGGCUUCGUGUUGGUAUAUGUGCACUAAAACAACUGUCCAUAGUUGAGGAUGUAUUGAUAUUUUGUGAAAGCUGAGAAUGUCGGUGCUGAUGUACAGUUUCACAUAGUAGAUAUUUUUUUUGACCGAAUGGUAGCAGCCUUUUUUUGUAGCUUGUGGGUGGUAUUCCAGUUUUUUUUUUAACUAGGGGUGCCUGGAUUUAUCUCUCUUUUUUAACUGUACUUGUGUUACUUCAGAAAUUAAAUAAAUGUCUUCUGGUAUUUCACCAGGUCAUCUGGUUGAGCAAAACUGGAAAUGUUUUUGUAUCUGGCAGAGUUUCAGGUCAGUUUAUUAUUUCACCUACAGAUUAAAAAUCUUUUAACUACCCUAUUGCAAAAAGUGCAGAAGUUACAGUUCACGUGUCAACAUUGGUUCAGAUUUAUUUUAUCGGAGUUAAUUUUUUUAAAAAUAUGUGCCUUUAUCUUUAUUAUUGUGCCUCUAGUUUUUUUCAAUGAAAAUCCAUUAAGCUAAACAAUUUUUAUGUAUGAACAUUGCAAACAUCUGUAUAUAAAUAUACUAAUAAUCCUUAAAUUCUUUUGUAUUUGGAUUUAGAAGGGAAAAUGAAUGUGAUAUAACUGGAGUCUGUGGUAAAUAGUGUUUCAAAAAUGUUAUUCCUUUUGAUGGGCUAUUUGCAAUAAACUGUGGCCAAUGUAAUGGGAAACAUAAGACGCUUAUGUUUUUAGCUUGAUAUAUAAUACAUCCACUGUUGUACAUGUGAUUUGCUUUAAUGCUCAUGUUAUAUGCAAUGUUAUGGUAAUCUUAGGAUACAGUGAACAUGGUCAACUUUUAAACAAAGUGUGAAAACAACAAAAUGUGUAAAAAGUUUAAUUUUGUUCAAGAUUUUCUAUGCAAGGAAAAUUGCCUUAUCGACUUUUAUUUGGUCUAGACUAUAAACUUUAUAUCUGAAAA
Carcharodon carcharias (great white shark) is the source of this 5491-nucleotide messenger RNA. RefSeq names its product FCH and mu domain containing endocytic adaptor 2 (gene fcho2). The transcript has 28 exons. The record is from RefSeq and is a predicted model, not a curated record. Gene Ontology annotation, biological process: synaptic vesicle endocytosis; clathrin coat assembly; clathrin-dependent endocytosis. Lineage: Eukaryota; Metazoa; Chordata; Chondrichthyes; Lamniformes; Lamnidae. Gene Ontology annotation, cellular component: clathrin-coated vesicle; clathrin-coated pit; cytoplasm. Bases 240 to 3212 code for a protein of 990 amino acids.